Molecule: messenger RNA, 809 nt
Organism: Diabrotica virgifera virgifera (western corn rootworm)
Lineage: Eukaryota; Metazoa; Arthropoda; Insecta; Coleoptera; Chrysomelidae
Product: transmembrane protein 256 homolog
Exons: 4
Coding region: 215-727 (170 amino acids)
Source: RefSeq, a predicted model, not a curated record
GUACAGAAAAAAAUUAUAUUAGCAGAAAUCUAGAAAAUUAAAAAUCAAAUGAAAGUGUCUAUGACAUAUUGGCUGAAAAAGCACCAUAGUGCAGGUUCUGUUGCGAUUUCUGAGUCCAAAUUCGCUGUGACAUUUUAUUAUUGACCGGAUUUUACAAUAUUUAAAAUACAAUAGAAUUUUUUUCAUUUAUUUAUAUUUGUGGCAGCUAAGCAUAAUGGGGUUCAAUGAUAUGCUAAAUUAUAUUGUUUAUGAUAAUCCAAUUAGUAAAUCUACGAUGUCAUUCUUGUCGGGUAAAAAUUUUUCAACAGCAUCCACUCCCCCUUCAGUUACGAUUAUCACAGAAAAGACUCCCUUGUGGAAGUUGGCUGCAGAACAUGGCCCUUUUAUCAAAAUUGCUGGUGUCAUGGGAGCCUCUGCCGUAGCAUUAAGCGCUUACGGAGCCCAUAGAUCAUAUCCCAAAGAUCAGGCUGACGAACUAAGAAAAAUUUUCGAGACUGCCAACAGAAUUCACUUUAUCCACAGUGUAGCCAUUUUCGGAGUGCCCAUGUGCAGAUAUCCAAUGGUGGUUGGAGGAUUGAUGGUAACAGGCACAGCAUUAUUCUCAGUAACAUUGUACUACCACGCCUUCACCGGAGAUAAAAAACUAUCAGGUCUUGCACCAAUUGGAGGAACCUUGUUAAUAUUAGGAUGGCUAUCAAUGGUUAUAUGGAUGAACUACAUCCUGUGAUGUGUACAAAACUAUUUAACUCAAUUUUAGUUGUAAUUAUUUUCCAUCAGUGAAAUCAAAUAAAGUUGUAAGUCCAAUAUUA